Messenger RNA from Hemibagrus wyckioides, 1616 nucleotides. It is a transcript of the gene cdk2, whose product is annotated as cyclin dependent kinase 2. The transcript has 7 exons. Gene Ontology annotation, molecular function: ATP binding; cyclin binding; cyclin-dependent protein serine/threonine kinase activity. The coding region runs from base 229 to 1134 and encodes 301 amino acids. Gene Ontology annotation, cellular component: nucleus; cyclin-dependent protein kinase holoenzyme complex; cytoplasm. The record is from RefSeq and is a predicted model, not a curated record. Gene Ontology annotation, biological process: signal transduction; protein phosphorylation; regulation of gene expression. NCBI's taxonomy places the organism in Eukaryota, Metazoa, Chordata, Actinopteri, Siluriformes, Bagridae.
UUGGAUUGAGCGUAACUAAACGCGGGAAUUGGCGGGUAUUGGAUGUAAAACAUUAUCUGUAGCUGUAGUGUUAUAUAUAUAUAUUUUUUAUAGGUUUAAUAUACUACAGCUAUGUUUUAACAGAUCACUCGCUUCCUCAUGCUUACAUUUCACUCUCAGAGUCAACAUACAGCCAUUGUGUGCGUUUAGGAGCGAAGUUUUCAGUGGGUAAGAAGGGGUUUUAUCCGUAUGUCUGACAUGGAGUCCUUUCAGAAAGUGGAGAAAAUCGGAGAGGGGACAUAUGGAGUGGUUUAUAAAGCGAAAAACAAAAUCACCGGCGAAACCGUGGCUUUGAAGAAAAUCAGACUGGACACGGAGACUGAAGGAGUUCCGAGUACAGCCAUCCGAGAAAUCUCCCUGUUGAAGGAACUCAACCACCCCAAUAUUGUCAAGCUGCUCGAUGUCAUCCACACAGAGAAUAAGCUUUAUCUCGUGUUUGAAUUUCUUCACCAAGACCUCAAGAAAUACAUGGACUCGUCCUCAGUCACUGGCAUUUCACUUCCUCUGGUCAAGAGCUACCUGUUCCAGCUGCUCCAGGGUUUGUCUUUUUGUCACUCUCACCGGGUUUUACACAGAGACCUGAAACCUCAGAAUCUGCUCAUUAAUGCACAAGGAGAAAUUAAACUGGCCGACUUUGGCUUGGCCAGGGCUUUCGGUGUGCCCGUGCGCACAUACACACAUGAGGUUGUGACUUUGUGGUACAGAGCACCAGAAAUUCUCCUGGGAUGUAAAUAUUAUUCCACAGCUGUUGACAUCUGGAGUUUGGGCUGCAUCUUUGCUGAAAUGAUUACUCGGAGGGCGCUCUUUCCCGGAGAUUCGGAAAUCGAUCAGCUGUUCCGGAUUUUCCGAACCCUCGGCACUCCCGAUGAGACUGUGUGGCCCGGAGUGACCUCUAUGCCUGACUACAAGGCUUCUUUCCCAAAGUGGGCACUGCAGGAUCUGUCCAAAGUUGUGCCACCUCUGGAUGAUGAUGGCAGAGACCUGCUCGCACAAAUGCUGAGAUAUGACCCCAACAAGAGAAUCUCCGCCAAGAACGCCCUCGUUCACCGAUUCUUCCGUGACGUAACCAUGCCCAUGCCUACUUUGAGGUUUUGAGGUGUGUCUGUGACGGGCACAGGCUAUAGAGGCAGAGCAAUCCCAUUCAUCAUCUCUUCUUCCUGAGGACAUUCCUUCUGUAACCCAAAGACUGUCAGCCAGUUUCAGUCAAUGUGGUGCCUUUUAUAUAUCAGAGUUUAGCUAUUGAGUUAUUGUGUUGGUUAUAAGCACGGUGCUCUCAUCUGUAUAGUAGAUGACUGUGUGUACCAUGUUAUUGUGUAUUCUUCAGUCUGUUCUUUCUGGAAAAUGACAUUCCUUAACUCUGUGAACUGUUUGUUCAGAAAUUAGUUGACUGUCUGUUAUAAAAAGAAAAUCUCUUCAUUAAGAGUCCUUUAAUGCACCAGCAUAAAAAUAUUUAUUUUGGCUUGCCAAAAAUGGUCACUUUUGAUAGUUCUGAAUAUUUUUUGUAAUGGGCGAUUUUAUGCCUUUUUAAGGCAGAUUUUAUCCCUGUUUUGAUAAUUAUACAUAAACUUGUUGAGACA